Messenger RNA from Cynoglossus semilaevis (tongue sole), 9508 nucleotides. It is a transcript of the gene dock3, whose product is annotated as dedicator of cytokinesis 3. NCBI's taxonomy places the organism in Eukaryota, Metazoa, Chordata, Actinopteri, Pleuronectiformes, Cynoglossidae. Gene Ontology annotation, molecular function: small GTPase binding; guanyl-nucleotide exchange factor activity. The transcript has 54 exons. The record is from RefSeq and is a predicted model, not a curated record. Gene Ontology annotation, cellular component: plasma membrane; cytoplasm. Bases 1214 to 7435 code for a protein of 2073 amino acids. Gene Ontology annotation, biological process: small GTPase-mediated signal transduction.
AUUUACAUGAAUAAUUUUAAAUGCUGGAUUUUUUCUAUAAUAUGAACUCUCACCACAACUAUUGUCUACCGACUGUUUACUUCAUAAAUGCAGAUGGUUCUGAAACAGAAAUGAUACAUAUGCCAAAGGCAGUUCUAAUGGGCCAAGUGGUGUGGUUUCAGAAUUGAAUUACAGUACCAGAUGUAAUACUACUAUUACAAUGAAUUAACUAUUACAAUGAAUGAAACUAUACGUCCCCUUCUUAAUGCACAUGUCUUAUCUGAACACAGUAUUAUUUGCUGCUCAAUUCAAAUAUUUGUCACAGUGGUGUACUGGGAGUGACGGGUGUUUUUGGGAGUGGAACCAGGUGUAAAAUGUUUGAGACGGGUGCAGUGGUUAAGGGCUCCCUUGGCUGCGCCCCUGUCAAUCAUUUUUUACAUUCCUGUCUAAUUUAUGUGUUGCUCUUUUUCUACUUUGUGUCUUAUAAUUUUCUGUCUUUUUUUUACUGUUGUUUUGGUCCUUCAGCCGCAGCCUCCUGCUCUGCUGCGCCUGUUUUUCUUCUGUAUCAGGUUGAGCUGCAGGAUUUUCCCCACGCUGAUGACGGCUCUGACACACGCACGCACGCACGCACGCGCACAACUGUGUCUUCAUUUCCCUUAGUACGGGUGCGUUAGACCGGAGAGCAGCGCAGAGACAGACAGCAGCGACAGAGUACUAGGUCUGGAAAACCUGGGAUGUGCUGGAGCAUCUCAUAGAGAUGGUUCCGGACCAGACUGACGUACAUCUAGGAGCGGAUUUUCCCUCACGCACGCUACUCUGACAACACAGGAACCGGACCGGAUCGGAGCAGACUCAACAAAAACCUUGUCCAUCACGGCCGCGUCCCGGCACGGAGCGGCGCAAACUUUCGCCUGGAUGUGACGCACAGGUCUGCGUGAUGUUUUUAGAUCAGUUGACCUGGAGCUUUUCCUCAGGAGACUCCUGUAGGAGCAGGAAGCCUCAGAGCUGAGCAUCACCGGGACUCGACCAGGUCCUGUAUCUCGAGCUCGGAACUGAGCUCAAUCUCGGAAUCUCCCGGAAUCGCUGGGACAUCCCUGGGAGACUCAGGUGAGCCGAGCUGUGUCAGCAACUGGAACAAGCCUAGGAAUAACCGUGAGGGGGGGAAAAAACAACUCGACAAAGACACUAUCUGGAAUAACGCGACAGAUUCACCAGCACCGGAAAACGCCGAGACAUGAUGUGGACACCGACAGAGGACGAGAAGAUCGGAGUGGUGAUCUGCACUUUCCGAGGCUCGGUGACUCAGGGUUUGGCUCUGGAGGUUGGAGAAACUGUUCAGAUCCUGGAGAAAUGUGAAGGAUGGUUCAGAGGUUUUUCAACAAGGAAACCAAACGUCAAGGGAGUUUUUCCUGUCAGCUACGUCCACUUGAAGAAAGCCACCGUCAGCAAUCGAGGGCCUGAUGAGACUGUGGUUCCUCUGGAAGACCCCAUCAUCACCGAGGUGACGUCCACGCUGCAGGAGUGGGCGUUACUGUGGAAGCAGCUCUAUGUGAAACACAAAGUGGAUCUGUUCUACAAACUUCGUCAUGUGAUGAUGGAGCUGAUCGAUCUGAGGAGGCAGCUCCUGUCUGGUCACCUGACCCAGGACCAGAGCCGAGACGUCAAACGCCACAUCACCGUCAGACUGGACUGGGGCAACGAACACCUGGGUCUGGACUUGGUACCAAGGAAAGACUUUGAGACAGUGGAUGAGGAGCAGAUCAGCGUCUCAGAUCUUUAUAAAAUGCAUCUGUCCAGCAGACACAGUGUCCAACAGAGCAUCACUCAGAACGACACUAUGAGGCAGAGAAACAGCGACCCAUGCAGAGUACCGAUCCAGCACCACCUACUGGUGAAUCUGAAGAGUUUCAGCUACAACAGUGUUGGAGAAGACACAGACAUUUUCUUUUCUCUGUUCGACCUGAGAGAAGGAAAAACCAUCAGUGAGAAAUUCAUGGUGAGGCUGAACAAGAACGGAGGACCAAAGAAUCCAGAGAAGGUGGACCGACUCUGUGCACUGUUCACGGAUCUGAGUAACAAAGACAUGAAGAGAGAUUUGUACAUCGUCUCACACGUCAUCAGAACAGGUCGCAUGCUGCUGAACGACAGUAAGAAAGGUCCUCCCCACAUUCAGUACCGACGACCGUACGGCUGUGCUGUGCUAGCCAUGAGCGACGUUCUGCAGACCAUCUCUGAACUGAAAGAGGAGAAAGACUUUGUCCUCAAAGUUUACACAUGCAACAAUGAGAAUGAAUGGUACCAGAUUCAUGAGAACAUCAUCCGAAAGUCCAGUACCAAGUACACUGCUCCCAGCACCAACUAUGGUUUGAUCAUAUCUCUGCAGCUCCUCAGAGGAGACAUGGAGCAGCUCCAGAGGGAGAACCCUCUCAUCUUCAACAGGAACGUGGCCAUCACACGCAAACUGGGCUUUCCAGACGUCAUCAUGCCGGGCGACGUCCGUAACGACCUGUACUUGACACUGGAGCGAGGAGAUUUUGAGAGAGGAGGAAAGAGCGUGCAGAAGAAUAUCGAGGUCACUGUCUUUGUGCUGUACGCAGAUGGAGAAAUCCUGAAGGACUGUAUCAGCAUUGGCUCUGGAGAACCGAACGUGCCGGAGCACCGUUCCUUCGUGCUCUACCAUAACAACAGCCCGCGGUGGUGUGAGGUCAUAAAACUCCCGAUUCCCAUUGACCGUUUCAGAGGUUCUCACCUACGGUUCGAGUUCAGACACUGCUCCACGAAGGACAAAGGAGAGAAGAAGCUGUUUGGUUUCUCCUUCACUCCUCUGAUGAGGGAGGACGGCACGACUCUGUCAGACGACAGUCACGAACUCUACGUCUACAAGUGUGAUGAGAACACCACCUUCAGUAACCACGCCCUCUACCUGGGGCUGCCCUGCUGCAAGGACGACUUCAGUUGCUCUCCCAGCAUUCCCUCCAGUCUGGUCUUCCAGCGCAGCAUUAAGGAAUCCUUCUGGAUCGCCACCCAGCUCUCCUCCACCAAGCUGACACAGAACGUUGACCUUCUCGCCCUUCUUAAGUGGAAGUCGUAUCCUGACCGUGUCUUGGACAUACUCGGACGACUAAGACACGUCAGUGGGGAGGAGAUCGUCAAGUUCCUACAAGACAUUUUGGACACACUGUUUUCUAUUUUGGACGACAACACGGACAAAUAUGGACCUCUGGUGUUUCAGUCUCUCGUUUUUGUCAUCAACCUGCUCAGGGACAGUAAAUAUUUCCACUUCCGACCAGUCAUGGACACGUACAUACAGAAACACUUUGCUGGUGCACUGGCCUACAAAGAGCUGAUCCGUUGUCUGAGGUGGUACAUGGACCGCUCAGCUGAGGUGGUGAGACAGGAACACAUCCAGGAGGCCAUACAUAAUGGAAAGUUUGCUACUGCUCUGGAGUACUUGUUUAAAUUCAUCGUCCAAUCACGACUCCUCUACUCCCGGGCGACCUGUGGCUUGGAGGAGGAACAGUUCCGCUGCAGCAUCCAAGAACUGUUCCAGUCCAUCCGCUUUGUCCUCAGUCUGGACAGUCGCAAUUCCGAGACUCUCAUCUUCACACAGGCGGCUCUACUGAACUCCUUCCCCGCCAUCUUUGACGAGCUUCUUCAGAUGUUCUCGGUACAAGAAGUAGCAGAAUUUGUGCGUGGAACUCUGGGAAGUUUGCCAUCCACGGUCCACAUGGGACAGUCCAUGGACGUGGUCAAACUGCAGUCCAUCUCUCGCACUGUGGACAGCCGGCUCUUCUCCUUCCCAGAGUCUCGGAGGAUUCUUCUGCCUGUGGUUCUUCAUCACAUCCAUCUUCAUCUGAGACAACAGAAGGAGCUGUUGAUCUGCUCUGGAAUCCUCAGCUCCAUCUUCUCCAUCAUUAAGAACAGUUCACUGGAGAUUCUGGUGCAGGAGGAGGUGGAGAUGAUGGUGGAGUCUCUGCUGGAUGUCCUUCUGCAGACACUGCUGUCCAUCAUGAGCAAGAGCCAAUCGCAGGAGGCGGUAAGAGGUCACCGCUGUCCUCAGUGCACCGCCGAGAUCACUGGGGAGUAUGUGUCCUGCCUCCUGUCCCUCCUCCGUCAGAUGACAGACAUUCACUUCCAACAUCUGAUGGAAAACUUCCAGAGCAAAGAGGAGUUGAAGGAGUUCCUGUUGAAAAUUUUCUGUGUAUUCAGGAAUCUUAUGAAGCUCAGCAUUUUUCCUCGUGACUGGAACGUGAUGAGACUCUUGACUAGCAACAUCAUACUGACCACAGCUCAGUAUUUGUCUCCAGCCCUUCACAAAAACUUCACUGAGGCCGAAUUUGACUUUAAGGUAUGGAACUCCUACUUCAGUCUGGCCGUACUGUUCAUCAACCAGCCCAGUUUACAGAUGGAAAACCUGAGUCCUGCCAAGAGAAAGAAGGUUCUAGACAAGUAUGGAGACAUGAGGGUGAUGAUGACCUACGAGCUCUUCAGCAUGUGGCAGAACCUGGGUGACAAUAAAAUCCACUUUAUUCCGGGGAUGAUCGGUCCGUUCCUGGGAGUGACGCUGGUGCCCCAGGUGGAGCUUCGGAACAUCAUGAUUCCUAUUUUCCACGACAUGAUGGACUGGGAACAGCGGAAGAACGGAAACUUCAAACAAGUAGAGGCAGAAUUGAUUGAUAAGCUGGACAGUUUGGUUUCUGAAGGGAGAGGAGAUGAGAACUACAGAGAGCUCUUCAGUUUACUAACUCAGCUGUUUGGGCCUUACCCCAGUCUUCUUGAGAAGAUUGAACAGGAGACAUGGAGAGAGACUGGUGUUUCCUUUGUUACCUCAGUAACACGGCUGAUGGAGCGACUGCUGGAUUACAGGGACUGUAUGAAAGGAGAUGAGACGGAAAACAAGAAGAUCGGUUGUACCGUUAACCUGCUGAACUUCUACAAGUCAGAGAUCAACAAGGAAGAGAUGUACAUCCGCUACAUCCACAAACUCUGUGACAUGCAUCUACAGGCUGAGAACUACACUGAGGCAGCUUUCACUCUUUUGCUGUAUUGGGAACUGCUGCAGUGGGACAAGCGAGCUCUCAAAGAGUUCCUCCAUUAUCCUGCUCAGACUGAGUGGCAUCGCAAAGAAGGGAUGUGUCGAAAAGUCAUCCACUACUUUAACAAAGGAAAGUGUUGGGAGUUUGGGAUUCCUCUCUGCAGAGAGCUGGCCUUUCAGUAUGAAUCUCUGUACGACUACCAGAGUCUAAGCUGGAUAAGGAAAAUGGAGGCAGCCUACUAUGACUACAUCAUGGAGCAGCAGCGUCUGGAACCAGAGUUUUUCAGAGUUGGCUUCUACGGCAGGAAGUUUCCUUUCUUUCUCAGGAAUAAAGAAUUUGUGUGUCGGGGCCACGACUAUGAAAGGUUAGAGGCCUUUCAGCAAAGGAUGCUGGGAGAAUUCCCCCAAGCCAUUGCCAUGCAGCAUCCUAACCAGCCGGACGAAGCCAUUCUGCAGUGUGACGCUCAGUAUCUCCAGAUCUACGCUGUGACACCGGUACCAGAUAGUGUCAGCGUGCUGCAGAUGGACCGCGUGCCCGAUCGUAUCAAGAGCUUCUACCGUGUUAAUAACGUUCGACGGUUCCGUCACGACCGACCAUUCCACAAAGGAACCAGAGACCGAGACAACGAGUUCAAGAGUCUGUGGAUUGAGAGAACCACGCUGACACUUACUCACCCCCUGCCUGGAAUCUCCCGCUGGUUUGAGGUAGAAAAGAGAGAACUGAUGGAGGUGAGUCCAUUGGAAAACGCAGUGUCAGUGGUGGAGAACAAGAACCAGGAGCUGAGGACUCUGAUUGGUCAGUACCAACACAAGCAGCCGCAGGGAAACAUCAACCUGCUGAGUAUGACCCUCAACGGAGUUGUCGACGCGGCCGUCAAUGGAGGCAUCACUCGAUACCAAGAGGCCUUCUUUGACAAAGAGUACAUCAGCAGUCAUCCUGAGGACACGGAUAAAAUCACACAGCUCAAAGACCUGAUGCAGGAGCAGGUCCACAUUUUGGCCGUGGGUUUGGCAGUGCAUGAGAAGUUGGUGCACCCAGAAAUGCGACCCCUGCACAAGAAGCUGAUUGAUCAGUUCCAUAUCAUGAGGAGCAGUCUGUGUCACGGUCUGCCUGGUUUGGACAAGACUAACAUUCCCAGAGGAAUCUUGGCAUCGCACGGUUCGAUAAAUCCAGAGAGCUACAGACUCCUGAACCGACACAGUGAAGUUGGGAAUCUCGGGAAUCUUCUGGUCCUGACUGACAGCAUGGUUCUGGAGAGUCCAGACGACUUCUACAGAGUGCAGCCGAGCUCCUCCUCGUCCAGCAUUAGCCCCACCCACUCUGUGCCCUCUCAGAUGACGAACCCCAUACACUCGACCAUCAGGGUAGGUUCUCCAUCUCUACCAGACAGAUACAGACACAGCAGGGAGAUGCUGAUGCUGCUGCCACCUCUGCAAGGAGAGCGACCCAGCAGUGCCAUGUACGGCAACGUUGGUGAAAAUGGACAGAUGGUGAACCUUCAGAAAGCUCUCCUCCAUCAGGUGAUUGGUCCAUGUAAACCCUGCAGUGAUCCAAAUCUGUCUGUGGCCGAAAAAGUCCUCACUACCCCCAGUAGUUGGAGUCUGGACAGUGGAACCAAAGAUGUUCUUCCAUUCCUGUCUGUGGCACCUCCUGUUCCUCCAAGAAACCUCAGCCAUGGACAACACCUGUCGCUGCACUUUGAUGCUUUCCACCAGCAGCUCAGUGACCUCCCUCCAGCACUCCCUGCUCGCUCCUUAAGAAAGUGUCCCCUGCUGCCCAUAUCUGCCUCACCCAUCAGUCCACAGUCCCUUCUGGAUGGCAGUAACUCUACAUUAUCUGGCAGCGCAAGUUCUGGAGUUUCGUCCCUCAGUGACAUUAACUUCUGCACCCCCGCCUCGUCCUCUGAGCCUCCCCCCAGCAGGACAGACACUCUGGAGUCUGCCCCCAGCAGCCAGGCCUGGACCACAGACCAAGAAGACUUGGACUCUCCUUACCAGGCCAUCAGGUACAGUGUCUCUGAGCCCGUGGUCCUUGAAGCAGCCAGACUGACCCCUUGUCGCAGCCAGUCGGCACCAGGAGAUCAAACCCGGCUGCAGGGUCCAGCCCCCUCCUCAACCCAACAACAGGACGGGAUUUCACAGCCCCUUAACCUCUACUUCAACCAACAGCAGAGUCAGAAUUUCCUCCCUCUCUACUUCUCCCACCACCCACCACUCUAUCAUCUCCACGAGCCGCCGGCACUUCCUCCAAAGCCCUACGUCAGAGAGGGAUGCAUCCCAGAAGAGGAGGCCCAUAUGUGCCAGGCUACUCCUACCCCAGGACCCCGGCCAAUGCUGCGUAAGAUCUCCCAGCCCAUGAUUACAGCCACCAAGGACGAGCCAGCCAGGGUCAGCUGGGAGCACGGUGUGGGCCAGGACUGAGAAUCUGAUCGGCCCGCGUCAAAAAAGUGAAGGACUGAGCAGUGGGACACCGUAACCUGAUUUUACCAGGGAUUGAAUCACUUAAGGUCCAGGAUGAGUUUCAAAUCUGAAAUUCCGAGCUCGACCAGGAUUUGGAAUACAGAAUUCAAACAUUUAACAUUUCUUACACAUCAGUUUUCAUAACGUAGUCCACCUUUGAUAAACAAAAUGUAGUUGACGCCUGGUAACCAACAUUUAUGAUAUCAGAUAUUUCCCACAUAGCGAUAUGUGGACCACAUUAUAGAUAUUAAAUAUGGCCAAAGAUCUUGAUACCAGAUGUGGCCAACACUGUUUACAAGCUAUAGAUCAUGUAUCCAAAUUUCUGAAAGUGGGUGUGGUCCAGAAAGAGUCAUUUGAAUGUGGCUCAGAUGUAUAUACUAGAUGUGGCCAGCAUUAAGUUUGUUGGUUUGAGCUGUUUUUGUUUUGACCAACAAAUUGUGAUUUCCUGUCAUACACUCUAUGUAGAUAUUAACCAGAAAUACACUUUAUCUGCUAUAAAUAUUAAUGGUAAAAUAAUAAUAAUAGAAAUAAUAAAAUUAAUACAUUGAUUUUUUUUAGUCUUAUGUGGCUAAAAAAUGAUAAUGUAAUUUCAAAGACUAAUACUUUAAUGGAGACAGAUUUGCACCUCGUGGCCCAGAAUACAUUGACUGUUACCCGAAAGAAAGACAAUUUCGAUUCAAUUUCGAUUCAAUUUUUAGUUUUUGCAAAAAAUAUUAGUUUUAUUUGUAUUAUUUUGCAAAAAUAUAAUAGCUAUAAAUAUGACUGUUCAAAAACUGCAUUUUAUAGGACAAAUUUGUAUUUUGUCACUCACCAACAUUUCAAUCUGUUAUUGUUUUUUCUCAUGAACUAACAUUUCCUCCACAGUGAAAUAUUUUGCUUCUGUAUUUAAUUUGUGACACUAAAACAACACUGACAUUUCCCUGUUACAACAAAGUUUCACAAUUUUAAUUUAAUGGAAUUUUUUAUCAAAUAUUUGAAAAUCAGUGUAUCAAGAUACUAUGUAGAAAUUUAACUCACUAUAGUUUUUGCAUUUGACAACUAUUUAUAACACAGUUAGCUGUAUUUAUUUAGCUUAAAAUGUCAGUAACAUUUAUACAGAAUAUAAACCUUAUUAUAAAUAAAUUAAACUAUUAAUGUAUUUAUUGUUUUUAUGGGCAUAAUAAUUUAACAAAAGUUGAAUGUGUGAAGGCGGUGCAUUCACACUUUUAUUUAGAUAGUUUGAUGAGACCUUUGCUUUGGAUUUGGGUCUAAAUAACAUUAGUACAGAUGAAUAGACUUUUGUUUUUCAUCAUGAAACUGAACUCCCAUUGAUUUCCAUUGAACGUGCACUGCUGCCCAAAUUAAGUGUUUCAUUCUUUACAUUCCUUUGACUUAGUUACGUGACACACAGUGAACACAUCAGGCAGCAGUAGACCAGCAGUGACCAGCAGUAGACCAUAAAUAGAGUCACACACACGACACAACAGUUUUUUGCAUCAGUAAAUGAACAUUUAUUUUUUAACUCCAGUUUUUGGAAUCCUUGAUUAAAAUCGGCAACUCAAACUGACCGUAGGGGGCAGCAUUGACCAGGAGCUCCUGUGUACCUUUUAGCUAAACCCAACAACUGUACAGUAUGUAGACUGGUGUGGGAGGUGUUGUAGGUCAGCCGUGUCUGUGUAAAUGCUGCUAAGAAAAAUUAUUUGAUUUAAAGCAGUGGUUUACAGUUGGUUUCAAGAAUGUAGCUGGUGUUCAUUUAGGGAGUGUCUCCUUUUUGUUUACAAACAAAAAAAAAAAAAAACGAAUUUGAAAAAGAUGAUGUGUGGUGAUUUCAGGGCAGCUGAGUGAUGCAUUCUUGUUUUUCCGUAUUUUUGAUGACACAAAAUGCAUUAAUAUUUUUUUCUUGUACAGAAACAUAAUUUGUGAGCAUGUUUAUAGGUUGUGACAUGUUUUCCUGAUAGAUGUAAAUAGUAUUUUUUUUUUGUCUUAACUCUCUUAACUGCUGUGGCUAUGAAAGACCUUUAUUAAACCUGGUUUAAACAUGCACCUUUGUAUGUU